Molecule: messenger RNA, 1155 nt
Organism: Cynara cardunculus var. scolymus (artichoke)
Lineage: Eukaryota; Viridiplantae; Streptophyta; Magnoliopsida; Asterales; Asteraceae
Exons: 1
Coding region: 1-1155 (384 amino acids)
Source: RefSeq, a predicted model, not a curated record
AUGCCGCCGACCGACAACCAAGGAUCCUUCCUCAACCGGAUAAGCAUCCGGCGAAACCAAGUCGUUUACGAGCACGAAAUCGAAGACCUUGAACAAUUCCAGAAACACGUGGCCGACCGUCUCUCCGAACUCUUACCACCCUCAUCCCACGCCGAUGAAUUGGCCGCCGUUGAUCCGCCGGAAACCCUCUUGUCCAUCGCUUGGUUUCGUCGACUCCUCGACGCAUUUCUCUGCUGCGAAGCGGAAUUCAAAGCGGUCGUGAUCAUGGGCCGUGACGCUGCCAAUUUCGCUAAAUCGCCACUCGACCGCCUGAUCCCGGAGCACCUUGAUCGGACGGUGAAAGCUCUCGAUAUCUGCAAUGCGAUUACUCACGGGAUCGAUUUGCUUCUACACUGGCAAAAACUCGCCCAGAUCGCCGUCGAUUCACUUCAACAACGACCAAUCGGAGAAGGCCACGUCAAGAGGGCAAGGAAGGCGUUGAACACUCUAUUAUCGUCAAUUACGAUCGACGACAAAGAAAACCACCAUCAUGGAAAAGCCGCGGCGGCAGCCGCGAAAGAUCAUGCCACGAUCGGGAACCUUAGAUCGUUGUCGUAUUGUUUCGCGAGAUCAUGGUCAGCAUCCAAGCAAAUACAGGCAAUGUCGUCGAAUCUGGUGGCGCCACGUGGCGGCGAACCGACGGGUUUGGUUAUUCCUGUUUAUUUAAUGAGUUUCGUUUUGGUUUUCGUGAUGUGGGCGAUGGUGGCGGCGAUUCCGUGUCAGGAACGGACGGGGCUCGGAGCCCACUUGCAAUUACCGAAGCAAUUUCAGUGGGCACAUCCGAUGAUCGGACUGCAAGAAAAGAUCGGCGAGUUAUGGAAGAAGAAGGAGAAGAAAGGGCGGAGUGGGUUAUUGGACGAGACGCAAAGAUUGGAGAAAUUGGGGCGGAAUAUUGUGGAAUUUGCCGACGGGUUUACGUUUCCGGUGGAGGCGGAGAAGGCGGCGGAGGUGGAGGAGCAGGUGGCGGAGAUGGUGGAGAUAUGCCAGAAAAUGGAGGAAUUGGUGCCGCUGCAACUUCAGGUGAGGGAAUUGUUUCACCGGAUUGUGAGGAGCAGGGCGGAAGCUCUUGAUGUUCUUGAUCAAGUCACCAAGAUGACGACACCAAUUCAAUAUUAA